GAGGACACCAGAAUAUCUGAAACAAAUGGCCAAAAUCAUCAUAAGCAUCCUCUCAUUGCUUUUUUUCAAAAGGUCCCUUUGACUCUUUCUAAAUUCAUUACCUCAGCUUGGCAUUUCCCAUUUAGGUUUUUGAGGAAUUUUCUUUUUUAAAGUGAAGACAAAAAGGGACUGAAUUUUAAACUCUGGAAAGGUUCCUUUGAACAUUUUUCUAAUUAUUUGGGAACUAAGAAUUAUUAGGAGAAAAAGAGAUGAAAUCGAAGCAUCUACCAAAGAAUGAAGCAACAGAAGAAAGCAGACCAUGAAUGACCAGGCAAUGGCUCAACUACAAAUUGACUUUGCACCAGCAGACUUAGAACUUAUUAAAAUGUUCUUAAAAUGUACACUUAAUAUUCUGUUUUGUAAAAGCUACCCUCAUGCAAGAAGCAUAACCUAACAGCCAAUAAUUGACAGAGAUAACAGAUUGAUUUUUUUUGUUAGGUCAAUCACCAUGCUGGGCUCCAUUCAGAUACUCAUUAAAUAUUUGCUCACUCACAGGCAGAUUGAACAAUGACCCAAAAAUUUAAAAUGCAUAGUUUCAUCCAAUCUAAUAAUUACAAAUUAACUGUCUCAAUUCAUUAAGCUGUUUGGGCAAAAUUGACAAAUAUUCAUUAUAUGCCUACUCUAAUAACUAAGGAAAACAAAUCCAAUAUAUUGAGUGAAAAAAGUACAAACUAUGAACCAGUAUGUACAAUAUAAUAAUAUUUUUAAGUGGGUAUAUAUACAUUCAGAAAAUUUUAAAUGUAUGUGCUUAAAAAGUUAACAGGGAUUAUCUCUGUGUACAGUGAUUUACCUCUUCUAUUUCCAGAUUUUUCUACAAUGAAAAAGAAUAAAGAAAAAUAAAAUAUAGAGUAGGUUACCAGAUGAUGUCAAAUCACAUCUUCUUUGUUUAUUUAUUAAAAAAGGUAUCUCUAGCAGGAUCCAUACAGCAACAAUUAUUUUAAAAUUAUAACUUUGAAAGGCUGAUGGGAAUCAAUAUGUAGAACUAAAGAAAUUUGCUUGAACACCCUUUCGAGGCAUAAAAAUUAAUGUUCUUUAAAAUCAUUAUGAUGAAAAACACAACUUUCGUGUUUAAAAAAAAUUAAGCACUAUAAUGGACAAAUAAAAAUCCUCUAAUAUUAGAAUAAACUAAUCUGAAUUGCUUAAGAAAGCAUACACAAGACUGAAAAGAACCUCCUUAGUAGACCUUCAUAGAGUUAAGCUAUUUGCAAACCACAGUUUCAUCUACGUCAAUGUGUGACAUUUAAAACCACACAAAAGGAAAGGAAAUUUUUAGUACAGCCAGCAGCCCCUCAAUAGAGCUGUUACUGCGACAGCCAGGGGGACAGCACAUGCUUCUCUGAGGACUGGAGAGCGGCCCCUGAGGCUUCGGGAAUACACUCCCAGAAGAGCCGUCCUUACUUUUGCACAAGAUGACAAACAGUUCUACCUUCUGUCCAGUGUAUAGAGAUCUGGAACCAUUCACAUAUUUCUUUUACUUAGUUUUCCUUAUUGGAAUUAUUGGGAGUUGUUUUGCAACAUGGGCUUUCAUGCAGAAAAACACAAAUCACAGGUGUGUAAGCAUAUACUUAAUUAAUUUGCUUACAGCCGAUUUCCUGCUCACUCUGGCAUUACCAGUGAAAAUUGCUGUUGACUUGGGUGUGGCACCCUGGAAGCUGAGGAUAUUCCACUGCCAAGUAACAGCCUGCCUCAUCUACAUUAAUAUGUACUUAUCGAUUAUCUUCUUAGCAUUUGUCAGCAUUGACCGCUGUCUUCAAUUGACACACAGCAGCAAGAUUUAUCGAAUACAAGAACCUGCAUUUGGCAAAAUGAUAUCGGCCGUCGUGUGGGGAAUGGUCCUUCUGAUAAUGGUGCCAAACAUGGUGAUUCCCAUCAAAGACAUUAAGGAAAAGCCAAAUGUAGGAUGCGUGGAAUUCAAAAAGGAGUUUGGAAGAAAUUGGCAUUUGCUGACAAACUUCCUGUGUAUAGCUAUAUUUUUAAAUUUCUCCGCCAUCAUUUUAAUAUCAAACUGCCUAGUAAUUCGACAACUCUACAGAAACAAAGAUAAUGAAAAUUAUUCAAAUGUGAAAAGAGCUCUCGUCAACAUACUUUUAGUGACUGCAGCCUACAUUAUAUGUUUUGUUCCUUAUCACAUUGUCAGAAUCCCAUACACGCUCAGCCAGACCGAGGUCAUAUCUGAUUGUGCUACCAGGAUUUCCCUCUUCAAAGCCAAAGAGGCCACACUGCUCCUGGCGGUGUCAAACUUGUGCUUUGACCCUCUCCUGUACUAUCAACUCUCCAAGGCAUUCCGCUUGAAGGUCACUGCAACUUUUGCUUCAGGUAAGGAGAGCAGGGCUCAGAAAGAAAAAUCAAGUUGUGAAAAUGAUGCAUAAACCAUGGGAUUGUGCUAUAAAUUUAUGCUGUGACUUCUUCCCUUACUGGACAACAAGUGCAAAACAACUGGAAAAGAGGAGGAAAGAGAGCCCCCGAAUGUAAAAGUACAGACGGCUAGCAAAUAUGGCAUGGUUUGCUGUGAAACCCUGUUUUUAAAUGCAAACCAAACAGUACUUCUUGGUUGUUAAGGCAAAUAUUUGUA
This is a messenger RNA of Pipistrellus kuhlii (Kuhl's pipistrelle), 2611 nucleotides long. It is a transcript of the gene GPR171, whose product is annotated as G protein-coupled receptor 171. Gene Ontology annotation, molecular function: G protein-coupled purinergic nucleotide receptor activity. The transcript is spliced from 2 exons. Gene Ontology annotation, cellular component: membrane. The record is from RefSeq and is a predicted model, not a curated record. Gene Ontology annotation, biological process: G protein-coupled receptor signaling pathway. Bases 1449 to 2408 code for a protein of 319 amino acids. Lineage: Eukaryota; Metazoa; Chordata; Mammalia; Chiroptera; Vespertilionidae.